Molecule: messenger RNA, 4914 nt
Organism: Seriola dumerili (greater amberjack)
Lineage: Eukaryota; Metazoa; Chordata; Actinopteri; Carangiformes; Carangidae
Product: cat eye syndrome critical region protein 2
Exons: 18
Coding region: 1-4914 (1637 amino acids)
Biological process (GO): chromatin remodeling
Cellular component (GO): CERF complex
Molecular function (GO): protein binding
Source: RefSeq, a predicted model, not a curated record
AUGUCCCAGGGAUGUACAGUUUCUGUGGAAGAGAUCCAGUCUUGGUGGGAAGUCCCCGCCAUAGCCCACUUCUGCUCGCUGUUCAGGACAGCGUUCAACCUUCCAGACUUUGAAAUAGAGGAGUUGGAGAAAGCCCUGUCAGAGCAGGACUUGGACUUUCUCGGGGACCUUAUUGCCUGUCUGUUGCAGGGAUGCUACCAGCGCACCGACAUCACCCCCCAGGCAUUUAGCAGUUACCUGGAUGACAUCAUCAGCUACAGGUGGGAACUGGAAGAGGGGAAGCCCAACCCACUCAGAGAGGGGCCCUUUGAGAAUCUCCCCCCUCGCACUCAGGUGGAACUGCUGCACCGGCUCUGUGACUACCGUCUGGAUGCUGCUGAUGUCUUUGACCUGCUUAAGGGACUGGAUGCAGACAGCCUGAGGGUGGAACCACUGGGGCAAGAUGGAAAUGGAGCCCUCUACUGGUAUUUUUACGGCACCCGUAUGUACAAAGAAGAGCCAGUCAAGAGGAAAGCAGACAGGAUCAGUGAACCCUCUGAACUAACUUUACCAGAGAAAAAGAAAAGGGGAAGACCUCCAAAGAAGAGAAAGUUGGAUGACCCUCAGCUAAGUGAGGUGGAAAGAGAAGUGACAGAAGUCGAGACAGAAAAUGGACUGGAGGACUUGCCCCCAAGCAAAGGCCAUAAGCGAGGCACUUGGUCCCUUGUUUGUGAUACAGAGGAACAGUGGGUCAGACUGGCAGAAAGCAUCAAGGACAAAACCUCCCCACAGGACCGCCACCUCUACCGUGUCAUCAGCCAGAACUUCCUGCCCGAGAUCAGCAGCAUGAUUCAGCACAAGGAGCGGGAGCAGAAACAGAAACUACUGGACCCAACCCCAGUGCGCAUAUCGGAGCGCUUCUCUGAAAAACACAUUCAGCAAGAGGACGAGGACAAUCAGAAGGCUGUGGCAGAGGACGAGAAGAGGAAAGAUGAAGAGCUGGAUAGGCAGGUGCUGCUGGCUGAGCAGCGACGAGAAGAGGAGAGGCUUCUGCAGGAAGAGCGGCAGAGGGAGAAGAUGGAGAAGAUCAAAGCUGUGGAGGAACGAGCAAAGAGGCGGAAGAUGCGAGAGGAAAAGGCCUGGCUGCUGUCUCAAGGAAAAGACCUGCCACCUGAACUCCUGAACCUGGAGCCGUCUUCCCCUGUCCACAGAACACGCAAGAAUAAAGAGUUCUAUGAAAUUGAUGACGACUACACCGCUCUAUACAAAGUGCUUGAGGUCCUGAAAGCCCAUAAAGAUGCUUGGCCUUUCUUGGAGCCUGUGGAUGACUCCUAUGCCCCCAAUUACCAUGAGAUCAUCCAGACUCCCAUGGACCUGUCCACCAUUGAGAGGAAGCUCAAUGACGGGGAGUACGUUGCUAAGGAGGAGUUUGUUGCCGACGUGAAGCUCAUGUUUGAAAACUGCGUCGAGUACAAUGGAGAAGACAGUGAGUACACUAUCAUGGCGGAGUCUCUCGAACGGUGUUUCAGUCGGGCCCUGUUAAAACACUUUCCGUCAGAGGAUGGCGACACAGAUGAGGAAUUCCACAUCAGUCGAGAAGACAAGGAGCGCAAGGACAAAAAGCGCAACCGUGGCAGUAAACAUCUGGGACCUGAAAGUCUGAUCAAGGCCACCGAGCAAGUCCAACGUAAGCGUAACUCCCAGGGUGGCAAGGGCAGCACACCCUCAGAGGAAGAGGACAACAAGCUGACACGGCCACUUCCUCCCCCUCACUGGGCUCACCCCCACAGCCUGCCUCCAAGCCAACAACGCAUGCGGGAAGGAGACAUUAGGGGCAUGUACCACCCAGGGCAACAGCUCCAUCGCCCCCCUGGUCCCCCUGGUCCUCAUGGUCCUCAUGGUCCACACAUGUAUGCUCAAAGAAUGGCUAUGGAUCCCCGCUUCGCUUACCCAGGUCACAUUCCCAGGCAUGGAGACCCCAACUUGAACCGCUUACCCCGCAACUUUAACAUGCAGCAUCGCAUGGUUGAAGGACAUCACAUGGGUCCCAGGUAUCCAAUGGGUCCAGAUCCUAACCAGCAGCGGCCUCCACACCAGCAGCAGCACCCCUACAUGGGUCCAACUCAUGGCCCGUCUCUGGGCCCGCGUCCUGUGGCUCUACAGCCUGGACCUCCUCCUGAAGCCAGCAUGUAUCCAUCCCACCACCAUCCAGAGGGCCACACCAUGCACCACAUGGGCAACAGAUUCUCAGGACCAGAUGGACCACCUCAGCACAACUACCCAGGCUUGAGGCCCCCUGGUAUGGGCCUAUCCAACAUGUGGACUGGUAUGAGUCACCAGGAAAGACCCAAUGGGAUGGGCAUGCAAGAUCCCAACAUGGUGAACCAGCGCAGCUAUAGUUAUGGUGGAGUCCCACCUCCAGCUGGGCAUAAACCAUGGCCAGAAGCCGCUGGAUACCCCCACCCUUCUCCAAAUGCCCAGUAUCAAAUGUCUGCAGGGGUCAGCUCCCAGGGGCCGAUGUCCUCAUGUCCCCCUGUUCCCCACCCAGACUCUUCUGGCAGGACACGCUUGGCUUCCAUGCUGGAAAGCCCAGAGAUGCUGGCCCUGCAGCAGCUGUCAGCCUCCUCUGGACCCCCUGCUGGUGCCCCUCAUCAGCACAUGGGCAACUUUCAGCAGCCUGGGCCCCCAUCAGGAAUUGGCAGCAUCCCAGCUCACCCCUCUCAGCAGCCUCCCCCUGCCCCUGAGGUUCAGCUGCUGCGUCCUGCUAGAGACAAUGGGCCAGACAGCCAGCCUUCCCAACAGACAGACAUGCAGCCCAAAGGCACAACAUCAGAGAACAAAGUGGCUGCCAACAACAUUUCAGAUAUGGCUUCAUCACACAAAAAUACUGUUUCAAUUAAUCAAGAGCACCUGUCCAACCCUAGUCCCACAGGACACCACAGUCGGGCAGCAGAGGGAAAGCAGAGCCCUGCAGCCCCUAAGGUGGGCAGAUCACAGGAGAACCCGUCUGGACCGGGGCUCCCACAGAGUUCAACAGAGAGCCACAAGCAGGAGGUAGAUGGCCAGAGACACUCUGCCAGCCACUGUCCUCCUCAACACAAUAGUGCCGCUACUGUUUCAUCCCAUGUCAACACAAGUAACAACAGCUCCACUGAUCCAACUCCACCCAAGCCCCUGCAGCAUACACAGAACAGUCCUCAACAAAAUACUCCAAGCCCUGCACUUCCUCCCCACAAUGUCCUGCCACUGCAUGUGUCAGCAUCUCAGAAUUCCACUCAACAAAUGUCAGAGGACAACAACAACCAAAAACAGCAGCAGCAACCUCAGGUAACCAGGAGUUCCCCUCCUCAAUGCCACCCUCCUAGUUCUCCUCAGCUGAUGACCCAGAAUGCGCAGCAGAAGGGUUCUCUGCUUUCUCCUAAUCACGUCCCCCAAAACAUCUCUCCGCCACGUCCCACACAGAACAGCCCCAUGCAUGGGAUGCCACAGAGUGCCACACAAGGAGUCCAGCCUGGACCUCUACAGCCAGCUCCGCUCACAUCUUUGCCACCCAGUCAUCCUACCCCACUAUUACCCUCCCAGCCCAGCCCAGCAGACCAUGGAAAUCAAAGACCUAGUGAGCCUACAGGUAGAGCAGACACAGAAAGUACUGCCGUUCCUCCACAACACACCGUGGUGAAAUCCGGGCCUCCAAAUGGUAUUUAUAAACACCAAGAUUUUAGCCCCAAUCACCAUCAAACCCAGCUGGUGGGUAGUAGCACGGGUAUGCAGGCUCAGAGAGGGCCCUCGCCUCAUUACAAUCCAGCCAUGCCUCCUCACUCCCAAGGCCAGGUAAAUGGAGCCAUGGGGCCAUACAGCAUGGGGAACCCUCCACAUCCACACUACUGCCAGCCCAACAUGACCAGGUCCAUGCCUCCAUCUGCUCCCCACCCUUACCACAACCAGGCCAUGAACUCCCUCCACAAUCCUGUUAAUCACCCCACCUAUCAUCAGCAGGGAGGGACUGCCUACUCCUACCACAUGCCAGGCCAACAGCACCCUCAGGCCCACCCCAACAUGUACCCACCUCACCAGUACCAGCAGCAACACUACUACCCCCAGCCCCAUCCGCAAGCUCAGACCCAUAACCAAGCCAACAGCAGAGGGGGUUACCCUUCCGAGGAGUGGCAUCGUUCUCAGUAUCAGCCUCGCCAGCCAAUGCCGCCUAAUGCCUACCUACCUAUAGCCAGUGCCAGAGGCAAUGGUCAGUCGAAGGAGAGCAGUGUGUCGCCAUUGGGCUCUGAGGGCUCCAGUGGUGCUAGUUUAGUGUCCCCUGGCCCUGUGUCUGAAGCAGGGCCACACCCUGGAGGCCCAGAAGAUGGCAAGCGUGAAAGCAGGGUGCAGGGCAGUGGAGGUAGCAGCAGUGGUGGCAGUCCAGCAAACCAGGCUCAUACUGAGAGUUCAGAGCGAUCUGAAAGCCCGAAAGAAAUCCUAGACCUCGAUAGCCAUAACGCUGCUGCGCGCCGCCGUAGCACCCAGCCACAUCAACAGCAGCACCCACCUGCUUCUGCUGCACACAUGGCGUCUGGCUUCAUGUACGGCCCUCGUGCCAUGCACCCUGGGAUGCAGCAAGGCGGCGUUCCUCCACCACACAUGAUGUCUCAGGCCCGAGGCGUUGGAAACGGAGGCCCUUACCCUGGCCAGCCAUACCCAGAUCCAGGACGCUAUGCUGCCCAAAGACCCCACCCACACCUGAUGGAGGCUCUGCAGCGGCCCCAGCAACUGCCUUACUCACCAGGUCAGACACGCAUGGCCAUGUACCGACAUCCCCGGCCUGCGGGGCACUUCCAGGGCAUGAUGAUUCAGCAGAGAGGCCUGGCACCAGAACACUUCUUGCACCCAGGGCAGCAAAUGAUGGCUGGCCCAGGCGGCCCUAGCAAUAAACAGGGAGUGUGA